GCGAUGCGCGGCGAAGCAGGAUGAUGCAGGAAACGCCAGCACUGCGCCGGACCAGGCCGGCUGGCUUCGGAGACCCCGGGUCCAUUCCGCCCCCCUUCCACAAACGCCCGGGUUCAGGUAGGGGAGGGAGCUGCGAGCCGCCUUUCAUCUCCGCUCACCCCUGCCCCGGUGAAAAAGCCUGAGGAGGCACAUCCUGUGAGCAAGUUUGAAAAGGAAAGAAUGGAAGGUCCCGACCCGCGAGGACGGACAAAGAAGGGUUAGAGGGUUCUUGUCUGGCAGAACCAAAGAAUGAAUCUCACAGAAACAAAAGGGUGAAGUCAUUUAUUAAGAGAAGGCAUGUUAUUAUCUGACGUCAUCACAAGAAGAAAGGAUAUGUGUGUGGGAUUCUCUUUCUCUUGGAUUGCUCACCCUGGGGAACGGCGACUGCCACGCUGAGUCAACCCCAUUCAGAGGCCCAUGUGGAGAGGGAUGGAAGCCUGUCAGUAAUCAGCCACUUCACCGGCAUGAUUGGAGGAAGAUCAACAAUGGCCGCUGUGAGGAAGGUCACGGACAAGCGGCAUAACCCAGUGGAAAGCAUCUGUAGAAAAAUCAGAGCCAUCCAAAAGAGAGAAGACCUUUCAGAUCCAGUUCGACAGAUUCUCAAAUACCAGUCGAGCAGUCUUGAUAGUCCGCAGAUUAACACCAAGAAAGAUAUUGAAGAGGUUCUAGAGAACAUGGCGACCACUCCUAUUCCGUCGCCCAACACUUUCUUCUCAAGUACCGCGAGAGACGAUGCCAUCAUUACAUCUCUUCAAGUAAGGUCUCCAAGAACCCCAUCCUUUUCUCAUCUCCGCCCUCCUGAGAAUGCCACAUAUCCUGUUCCUCUCACCAGUUCUGAACACCUCUCAAGGCCAAGAUCUGAGAGCUGUCAGAAUUCUACAUCCUGGGCAUCACAGACCAGGAAGGGGGAGCACUUCUCUACCAAGGAUUUGAAUAAGCAUUGUGAAAAUCAUUUUAAUGCCUUAACAAAUCUUGACUUUGAUUCAACCUCUGAUAAAAACUCUGAAUGUCUUACUCCUCAGGAAUCAGUGGUGAAAAAAUUAUCUCUAAAUGAAGCUGGUUCAGUAGGAGUUGCCAAAAUAAUAGAUUAUCUGAAACAAGAAAGUAGUCAAAAUCAUGAAGAUCGUGGACUUGAGGAGCUAUGGAACAUACUUGAUCCUAAAAAGGGAGACCUGCAUGUGGACCUGGAAAUUUUUCGUGCCAUCAUGAAAGAAUGGAUGGCUUGCUGUAGAAUCAAAUGCAGGGACAGAAUGAGAGGUUCCGGCAGCAGGAUGGAUGACUCCGGUUUUGAACGGGACAGUAUAAAACCAAGCAGAGCAAUUAAGAUGACCACAGAUAAAACAGAACCUACGUCACGGAGCUUCGAGGCUUUGAGUGGAGAUUCGUGUAAAGGAGUCUUAGAGGUGUCUGAUUUGAUGACUUAUGUAGCAGACCUGCAUUCUAACAAGCAGAAAUUGGAGGAGGAAAAUAAUAAGUUUAAAUCAGCAUUAGAAACCUUGGAAGACGCUAACUGCCAGUUAUCAAAGGAUUGUACUGAAUUGCGCCAUCAGAUAAAAAGGAGACAGAAAACCGGGCUCUGAUUCUUAAGAUUCGGAUUCUCCAAGAAGAGAAUACUAAGAACAUAAUGGAUAUAUAUAAAUUGGAAAAGAAGAUUGAGGAAUUGUCUAAAACUGAGACAGAGCA
This is a messenger RNA of Mustela erminea (ermine), 1722 nucleotides long. RefSeq names its product lymphoid-restricted membrane protein. The transcript is spliced from 12 exons. The coding region runs from base 504 to 1619 and encodes 371 amino acids. Gene Ontology annotation, cellular component: endoplasmic reticulum membrane. Lineage: Eukaryota; Metazoa; Chordata; Mammalia; Carnivora; Mustelidae. The record is from RefSeq and is a predicted model, not a curated record.